Messenger RNA from Archocentrus centrarchus (flier cichlid), 1313 nucleotides. Its product is annotated as complement C1q subcomponent subunit C-like. The record is from RefSeq and is a predicted model, not a curated record. Bases 148 to 873 code for a protein of 241 amino acids. NCBI's taxonomy places the organism in Eukaryota, Metazoa, Chordata, Actinopteri, Cichliformes, Cichlidae. The transcript has 7 exons. Gene Ontology annotation, molecular function: protein binding.
CCUCAGAAAAGACUCGGUGACGUGAAGCUGCUGAAUCUUUGCUUUUGCUUCCUCCUCGUGCAGCUGCAGCACGACUCCGAGCUCGUCGUCAGUUUAACUCUCCGGGCUCGCUUUGAUUCUCCCGUCUGUCCUCUCAGGAUUUCCAUCAUGCUCCGCCGUUGUUUCCUCGUAUUUGGAGGCCUGCUCUGUCUGGCGGUAUCCGGGCUGAUCGCCAUGGAGACCUGUCCAGCUGCAGGGAUGCCUGGAAUUCCAGGUAUUCCCGGGAUUCCUGGAAGAGACGGCCGUGAUGGAGAGAAAGGACAGAAAGGAGAGCCAGGAGCACAGUGGCAAGGCGGUCUUGGGCCUCAGAAAGGAGAGAAGGGGGAGCCGGGUCUGAUUGGACUCCAUGGUAAACGUGGUCAGAGCGGGGAACCCGGGAAUCCAGGUAUUCCAGGAACAGCUGGACCUCCGGGAGAACCAGGAGAACCAGGGACUGUUGCAGUCAAACAGCGGGCGGCCUUCAGCGUGGCAAGAGCAACAAACGAAUUCCCGGACAAAGCCAGCAUCAUCCGGUUCACCAGCGUCAUCACCAACAUCAACAAUGCCUACAACACAGACACAGGACGCUUCAGGUGUCAGCUCCCAGGAACGUACUACUUCGUGUAUCACGCCUCGUUAGAGGACCGACUGUGUGUGCUGCUGAAGCUCGACAACACACUGCUGACAUCGUUCUGCGAUCAUCGCCGCGUCAAGAGACAGGUGACUUCGGGGAGCCUGGCGGUGUACCUGUCAAGAAAUCAGGAGGUUUGGCUGGAGACUAAAGACUACAGAGGGAUGAGAGGGAAACCAAGUGGAUACAGCAUCUUCUCUGGCUUCUUGAUUCACUCGCACUGAACCCCCAGGACAGGAAACUGUGUGACAGCACAGCAACUGAAACAACGUGAAAACAGUGUGUCCCCCUCCCUCACGAUGACCCUUUCACCUUUGUAAAAAGUUCAUGAUGUUUAUUUCUCCUUUUCAAAUUUCCCUUUUCCCUGUAAUCCUUCAUGUGCAACAUUUUAUUCUCUUUUCAUUUUGCAGAAUCAGCUCUGAGUUCAUUUCAAUGUCAGAAAAUGUGUGUGUGACUCUGCAGCUGAUGGUUCAGCCUGAAAAGUUUCUCUUGUUUCAUAUCACAGACUCAGAGGCAACAGUGAUUUCUGUCCCUCCUUAUGGGGGUUUAUAUGAAGUACUUUUUGUUUUCUAAUUUUUAUGAAGAUCUCCAGUUCACAUUCAGCUCCAUCUGCCUCACUGUCACGUCAUUUAAAGAAACUCAAUAAAGACCAGAGCAGCAACCA